Molecule: messenger RNA, 2465 nt
Organism: Pocillopora verrucosa
Lineage: Eukaryota; Metazoa; Cnidaria; Anthozoa; Scleractinia; Pocilloporidae
Source: RefSeq, a predicted model, not a curated record
AUGUCCAAAAUAAGGAAAACUCUGAAAUCAAUAAUCAGAGAGAAAAUGGCGUGUGUGACACAACGGACGUCCAGAAUUGUCUACGUUCUAUUUCAUUUGAUCGGCAGUCUUGUUAUUUGCGCCAAUGCAGACGUAAUAACUAAUUGCUCCAACGCCGCUACUUGUAUUAGAACCUAUGCUGACAUCUACAAUUCCUUAGCAUCAGAUGAGAACAGUUUUAACAUUUCAUCCGCCUUGUAUCCAGCAAAUGAGCCUUCCUCAGUUCUUGUCUUCGUCAAUAUAUCUGUUCAGAUUGGACCUGAUAAAACAGGCGACAAUGGUGUAAGGGAAUACACAUGGAGUUUGAGAAGCCUUUAUGCUGCUUUUCCUGCUGUUUUCCUUGAGAUCUCAUCCCUUUCCUCAAUACUGGUGACCGCACGCACGCGAAACCUAACCAUCACAAUUCCAUACUUUUGCUGCAAUGUUUCAGAGGAAGACAGGAAUAAAAGGAUUAAAGAUGUACUGGCUGCCCUUCAAGACCUUGCUGUAAUUCCUGGCUUGCGAGAUCCACGUUUGAAUUUUGCAGAAUCCGUCAUAGAAGGGCACACCCCAGGCAUGAACACUACUGGACGUUCUUACUUAAGGGUAGUUUUGUGGUUUUCUUUCCUGUCUCCCAUGAUUUUGGGUCCAUUUUUAUAUUUUUGGGUGUUACAAUAUUUAAAAGAUGAUACUCAAGGUAGUUCACUCUUGGAGGAUUGCGAUGGAAAACGUUAUAAGUGUAAAUAUAUUUGUUGUGGUAAAGAAAAACCACUGAUACGUUCAGUAACUAUAUUUUGUUGCGUCCUGUUGCUGAUAGAGGUUAUAUUUGUUUCUGUAAGUGUGAGUGAAUCUACCGAAAUUUCAAGAAGAGGAAAUUUGUCGAGUGUUUUUUAUGCACUCAUUGUGCUUAUACCAGAGUGGUUAAUUAUAUGUUGUUCUAACUGCCUUUGUUGUGCAGAUUUGGAUAUCAGUUCAUUUUUCAGCAGAUUACUGCUUAUCAUGUGCACUAGCUUUGUUAGUUACCAUUUCAGCUGGGUUGCAGUGGGUAUCAUGGUUAAUCCAGCUUGGGGCGUGUCUAUUUUGCUGAUACUUUCCUUUUUUUUCAUUACCUUAUUUUUUGUAAUCAAUGAAACAACCCACUCAGAUGACUCCUGCCUUUCCACCUUUUUCGCAUAUACACCUGGCUUCCUUUGCGUUGUUGUUGUUGUUCCUCCAUUAUUAGUUGGGCAGUCAUUUUAUGGCAGGGAAACUGCAGAUGAUAUUCUAAAGGUAGUAUUAUUGCCUGUUAUCGGUGCUGUGUCAUGGCUGUCCUUCAAAUCCCGCAGAACUUCCUCAGAUACUUCACAGUUUAUUAAGGCUGCAAAGGAAGUAGCAGCAGCAGCGAAGGCUCUGGCCGAAAAAAUAACUGUAGCUCAGCCUGAUGGGACUGGGGUUGAUUCUGUAAUUGCGAGAGCUGCUACAGCUACAUCCUCUGCAGCUGUUGCAACUGCAGCGGCGGCUGAAGCUGUUGCUGUUGCUUUGGCUGCAACUGAGACUGAAAAUUCAAACACUAAAGCCGUGCGACGUAGGGACAAAUUAAGCAAUGAGAGAGUUCCCCUGAACGAAAUGAAGUAAAGUGCCUCUGAACGUUAGAAAACCGAGUCCCCAUCUUUGAAUCGAUGUUGGUCUGCUUCCCCACUUCCCCAUCCUCUCUCUUGCCUUUCGUGCACACUAUCUAAAAAAUUUAAUCCUUAUCUUCUUGCCUUAGUUUUAAUGGUGGUGACCUAACUGUUUAUAUAAGAGUACCAAGCGUUCGCUCGUCAUGCAAAAAAUGCUCCUGCUUCAUAUUAAGGACAAAUAAUGAUAAUACAAUAGUUUUAGCUAGAGAUAAAAUUCAGUCCUAGGGGCUUAUGUGGACUACUACGUGUUUGACUUCAGUUUGCUUGCUCCUAGAGAGCUUUAGUUCUUAUUUCUUAGUUUACAACAUGAUAUCGAUUUCCUGUGAUGUAUUUGGUACACACCUUGUUGAUUUAGACUUCAUAGGAAUAAAAGUAUGAAAGCAAAGAUAUUUUAUUAUCUUGUUCAAUCGUACAUUCGAACCUCCACUACGGCGUGACUCUCGUUGAAUAUGACAAUCUCAUUCAUCCUUACUGAAAUAAUUUCUCAUCUCCCUUUGACGGCCAGCUUUCUUCGACAUCCAGCAGUUUCCUCUGCCCUUAAAGUGGCCGUAGUGGAAAAGUUCGACCGUAUCUACUAUCAGUAGCGUUUGAACACAUAAGAAGGAAAACGUUUUGUAACCAUAGAUCAUACAGCAUAUCAGAUUGAUGCAUUUUGAAUUCAUCUCUUAAUGCAAUUGUUUAAAUAACUAUUCCUUUUUUUCUUCUUUGUAAUUAGUGCUAUGAUUCACCAAGACUUGGACGUUUAUCAUUAAUAAAAUAAUCCGUCAACAUUGCAAUAGUGCCAGUUUU